UACACUUUUGGCCAACGUUCCUUGCCAAAUUUAGGCGAGUUUAGGAAGAUAAACACUGGAACGCACAAGUUAUAAGGUUCUUGUUCAUGGGUUUGCAACUUUAUGAGACCACCAUUUAUUUCCUCAAUUCUUCAGUCUUGUGUGGUUGUCACUCAGAGUAGACACCAAUGAGAAGUACAUUAGUCUCAUGGCUUUCCUUCAUUCUCUGCUACUGGAUAUUUCUUAGUACCCACAUCUUUGUCGCCUCUGGCGUAUGUCUUGAUGAUCAACAAUCAUUGCUUCUCCAACUAAAGAACAACCUCACAUUCAACCAUGAAAGUUCCAGCAAACUAGAGUUGUGGAAUCAAAGCAUUGCUUGCUGUAAUUGGAGUGGUGUAACCUGUGAUGUUGAGGGACAUGUUAUUGGCCUUGACCUGAGUGGAGAAUCAAUCUCUGGUGGAUUUGACAGUACAAGUAUUCUUUUCAGUCUCCAACAUCUCCAGAAAUUGAACUUGGCAUCUAAUAAUUUCAAUUCUGUCAUUCCAUCGGGAUUCAACAAGUUGGAGAACUUAACUUAUCUGAAUUUGUCAUAUGCUAGCUUUGUGGGGCAGAUUCCAAUAGAGAUUUCUCGGCUGACAAGGUUGGUUACUCUUGAUAUCUCUUCUCUUUCCUAUUUAAUAGGGCAAGAGUUGAAACUUGAGAACCCAAAUCUACAAAAGCUUAUCCAAAAUCUCCCCAGUAUUAGGCAACUGUAUCUGGAUGGUGUAACUAUAACAGCUCAGGGACAGGAAUGGUGCAAUGCUUUGUUGUCGUUGCCUGACCUUCAAGAAUUGAGCAUGAGGCACUGCAAUCUCUCAGGACCCCUUUAUUCUUCCCUUACAAGACUUGAGAACCUAUCAGUCAUUAUUCUUGAUGGGAACAAUUUAUCAUCAAGAGUGCCAGAAACAUUUGCCAAUUUGAAAAAUCUGACCACCCUCAGUCUUGAUUAUUGCGGGUUGACUGGAAUAUUUCCACAGGAGAUCUUCCAGAUUGGAACGUUGUCAGUUAUUGACAUAUCAUACAACGAAAAUCUCCUUGGUUUCUUUACAGACUUCCCCCUGAGUGGAUCUCUCCAGACCCUAAGAGUAAGUAAUACAAACUUCUAUGGAGAAUUUCCACAAUCUAUUGGUAACAUGAGGCACUUAUCUGAAUUGGAUUUUUCUUAUUGUCAAUUUAACGGAACACUUCCCAAUUCACUGUCAAACCUCACAAAACUCAGUUACGUGGAUUUGUCAUUUAACAGCUUCACAGGUCCAAUGCCAUCAUUUGGCAUGGCAAAAAAUCUUACCCACUUAGACCUUUCUCAUAAUGGUUUAAGUGGUGCAAUUCCAUCAUCUUCUCACUUUGAAGGACUGCACAGUCUUGUCAGCAUUGACUUGCGUUUUAAUUCUAUGGAUGGGAGCAUUCCUUCAUCCCUUUUUGCACUCCCAUUACUGAAGAGGAUUCAGCUUUCCUACAACCAGUUCAGUCAACUAGACAAUUUCACAAAUGUCUCUUCCUCUAUAUUAGACACCCUCGAUUUAAGUAGCAAUAAUCUAUCAGGGCCUUUUCCAGCGUCUAUCUUCCAGCUCAGUACACUCUCUAUCCUCCAACUAUCCUCAAACAAGUUCAAUGGAUCAUUGGAGCUAAAUAAGCUCUUGGAGCUCAGAAAUUUAAGUACACUAGAUCUUUCAUACAACAAAUUAUCAGUCAAUGUGAAUGUUAUAAAUGCUGACAUGUCUUCCUUUCCCAACAUUAGCAAUCUAAAAUUGGCAUCCUGCCACUUGAAAACUUUUCCUGACUUUUUGAGAAACCAGUCUAGAUUAACCUAUCUAGACCUUUCAGAUAACCAGAUUCAAGGAAAAGUGCCCAACUGGAUUUGGAAUCUAUACAAUCUUGGAAGCCUUAAUAUUUCUCACAAUUUGCUGACUGACUUGGAAGGACCUUUGCAGAAUCUUACUUCCAACUUGUUUCUCCUUGACCUUCAUCACAACCAACUGCAGGGGCCAAUACCUUUUUUUCCAAAAUCUCCUGCCUAUUUGGAUUACUCAAGUAACAAAUUUAGUGCUGUUAUCCCACGGGACAUUGGUAAUUACCUUUCUGUCACAAUUUUUCUCUCUCUUUCAAACAACACUCUUCGUGGCAGCAUCCCUGAUUCCUUCUGCAAUGCUUCAAGUCUUCAAGUGCUUGAUCUUUCCAAUAAUAACAUAUCCGGAAGAAUUCCCUCAUGUUUAUUGACAAUGAGUGAGUCCCUUGGGGUACUAAAUCUGAGGAAGAACAAACUCAAAGGUCCCAUCCCAGAUAUGUUUCCAGCUUCCUGUGCUCUAAAGACUCUGGAUCUCCGAGGAAAUGAAUUAGAUGGACAGAUUCCACAAUCUCUUUCCAAUUGCACAAAAUUAGAAGUGUUAAACCUUGCAUGUAACCAGAUUACUGAUGGUUUUCCAUGCUUGUUGAAGAAGAUACCCACACUCCGUGUCCUGGUCUUGCGGGAAAACAAAUUCAGAGGUCAAAUUGGAUGUAAAAAGACCAAUGGUACUUGGCACAUGCUUCAGAUAGUUGAUCUAGCCUUUAACAACUUCAGUGGUGAACUACCUGGAAAAUGCUUCACUAGGUGGGAGGCAAUGAUGUAUGAUCAAAACCCAGCUGAAUCAAAGGCAAAUCACAUCCAAUUUCAGGUUUUUCAAUUUGCUCCAUCAUAUUAUCAGGAUUCAGUGACAGUCACAAGCAAAGGUCAACGGAUGGAGCUGGUUAAGAUUCUAACUGUCUUCACUUCCAUUGAUUUCUCAUCCAACCAUUUCUAUGGAGAAAUACCACAAGAGCUAUUUGAUUUUAAAGCACUCGAUGUGCUUAACUUGUCAAAUAAUGCUCUUUCUGGCCAAAUUCCAUCAUCAAUGGUCAAUCUCAAGCAGCUUGAAUCCUUAGACCUGUCAAAUAACUCACUGGAAGGAAAUAUUCCAACAGAGCUUGCAAUUCUAUCUUUCCUAUCAUUCCUGAACCUCUCUUUUAAUCAACUAUCAGGAAAAAUCCCUACAGGUACCCAAAUUCAAUCAUUUCCAGAAUCUUCCUUCAUUGGUAAUAAAGAAUUAUGUGGCCCUCCUUUGCCUACAAAUUGCAGUGUCAAUAUCAGUCCACCAAUGAUAGAUGAAGUAAAAGGAAUUGAUUGGCAGUAUAUAUCAACUGGAAUGGGUUUUGGGGUUGGAGCUGGACUAGUUGUUGCCCCAUUGAUGAUUUGGGAGAGAGGAAUAAAAUGGAGCAAUGAUAUCAUUGACAAUUUUCUCAUGGUUGUUCUUCCAAUUUUUGGGUUAGCUUAUACCCCCAUUGGUGAUGAAGAAGAAGAGGAUGAUGACACAGAAGAGAAGAACUCAGAUGUGACAGAAGAAUUUGAUUCGGGUUAUUCAAUGUUCAGAGGGUGGUAUUGUGUUUUUUGUUCCAAACUUGACAUCACCAAGACGAAGGUCAUUCAUGACCUCAGCUGCACAUGCUAUCGCUCAUCACCAGCUUCAAAUUCUUCUCGUUCAUCAGAGUCACAUUCCUCUUAG
Molecule: messenger RNA, 3536 nt
Organism: Gastrolobium bilobum
Lineage: Eukaryota; Viridiplantae; Streptophyta; Magnoliopsida; Fabales; Fabaceae
Product: receptor-like protein 7
Exons: 1
Coding region: 168-3536 (1122 amino acids)
Molecular function (GO): protein binding
Source: RefSeq, a predicted model, not a curated record